Cuscuta europaea is the source of this 1326-nucleotide messenger RNA. Lineage: Eukaryota; Viridiplantae; Streptophyta; Magnoliopsida; Solanales; Convolvulaceae. The record is from the annotation of a GenBank genome assembly.
UUUCAAACCAAACCUUUUUGUCUGGUGGCCCCUCUCUCGAUCUCGCAACUUCGCCGACGGUGCAGCUCAUUCACAGUUUUUCAAUUAAUGGAAAAUUCACAUUCAAAUGAGAAAGAUGCUCUGGAUGAUGAGCAGCUAGCUAAAGAUGGUUGGGUGAUGGUCAAGAAACAGAUAGUCACUAUCCUGGUUCCUGCCUCUGAGCAGUCUAUAUCAAUUGAUAGUCAAGAAAGCCCUCUGCAGGAACCACCAAGAAAAUCUAACAAAUCCCGAAAUACUAGUUCAGUGGGAAUCCACACAGAGAAUCAAACGGUUGUUGAACGUGAGAAGUUCAUACCAGUGGCAAGUAAACAUACUGUACAGCCUCAACCCACCAUGCACUUCCAGAAACCAUCAAAAUUAAGGAUGGCAUCGGAAUAUCCACAUGUUUCUAGUUUUAGAACAAGCUUCGUGAGAAAAAUAACUCAGCAACAUUUGAUCAAUGCCAAUGGGGGUUCAAUGAUGAACAAAAGAAUGAAGGCUCUUAAUAUUGAAAGAAGGCUCCGCAGUGCUGGUGGACUGACUAAUUGGUUGGUUUCGUUAGGACUUGGUGGUCAUUUUAUAAAGAUCUUUCGGGGUAAUAACGUCAAUAAAUUUCAGCUGGCGAGUUUGACAAUGGAAAAGCUGAAAGACAUGGGCUCGUUUGCUGUUGGUCCUAGGAGAAAGCUGUUACAUGCCAUUGAUUGCUUUUCCCAUCCAUAUUGUUGUAAGCAUAAAUGACCUUAUGGGACAGUAAUGACUAACAAGAUCAGUGUAGCAUUUUCCGGGGAAGGGAACAAGUCUGUGACAAGCUGCUACCUUACAGUGCACAAGGGGUUAACCACCGUUUGAUUACCCUAGGUGGCAAUGAACCUCCAUGAUGCAAAAACUAAUAUAAAAUGGAACAUAGCUGACCAGUUUAAUCAAGAAGUUAAGUACUCAGUCACUUGUGGUCAACAUGUUUGCUGCAUGACCAACAUGAUUACUCUAACUGGGCUUGGACUCGGGCCGGGCCGCCGGUUCCGUCAGUGGCAGAUCCAGGAAUUGGUUUUAUUGGGGGCACAAUAUUUAAUGAUACCGUCACCUAAAUAUGUUUGAGUCGUAAAAACACAUAUUGAUAAAAGUAAAACUAUGUUAGUUUGUAAAUUAUAAUUUAAGAUGAUGAAUCACACAAAUAUUACCAAAUAUAUUACUCCCUUCGUCCCCCUAAUUUUGUCCCGUUUUACCUUUUUCGUUCGUCCCAUUAAGUUUGUUCCAUACCAUAUUUGGUAAUAUUUGAGUGGUUAGAAUUCAUUCCUACUUGAUUUACAC